Molecule: messenger RNA, 4595 nt
Organism: Linum trigynum
Lineage: Eukaryota; Viridiplantae; Streptophyta; Magnoliopsida; Malpighiales; Linaceae
Source: the annotation of a GenBank genome assembly
ACAUAAAUAUGAUUUAUUGGUGCAUAAAUAUAUAAAUACGGAAUUGAAACAAAGAAACAUAUAUCGAUUAAAAAUAGCAGGGGAAAUGAAAGAGUAUGAUAGGUGGCACAUUACAAUUGGUUGUGUGAACAUGAAUAAUAAAACAAAAGAAAAGAAACAAUGAGUUAAAGAAAUUUUUUGAAUGGUUGCAAGAAGUGUUGGCAUGGAUGCAUGAGCAAUAAAUUUGAAAUGAGGAAUCAUAGAAUGAGAAACUACUUAUUAUAUUUUAUAGAUAUAAAUUUGGAUGAUAGCUACAGUAAAUUUGCAAGAACUAGAUUAUAAGGGUUUGAUCUAGUGGUAAUAUCAUUAGCUUUUAAUUUGGAGGUAUUAAGUUCGAAUCACUAAUAAUUAGUAACUAACCACAAAAGAGUAAAAACCUAUGCACCCUUAUCAAAGUUUUUUCAAGAACUACAACUUUUGUUGAGGGUAAUUUUUAAAAGAGGGAUAUUUUUAAAUUCUAGGGGCUGUGAGGUUAAUUUGAAUUUAUCUUUAAUUAUGUUCGUAAGAAUAAGAUCGACCCAUAACAAAAGUUAUAGUUCUUAAAAAGCUAUGUCCAAUAAUUUUUUUUAUUAUUCCGAACAGAGCACAAAUUAAAUCUUUCCAAUAAUUUGCAUGAAAUCAUAAAACACCCCAUAUGGGACAGGAAACAACCUUAUUUGCAGACAAAUGCUGAUAAUUUGUAGCUAUAAAGAUCUUGAAUAGUUAUGUGAAAAUUUUCCGCCUGCUAAUUGCGUAGUCAUGCAUAAAGUUAUGAUCGGAGGGAUGGACAAUAGGAGGGUUAAGUUGGUUAACAUUCGACCCACGCUGAUGAUACGUAAAUUGUAAAAAUGAAACGCUUGAAAAUGGUUAGUAAUCACUCAAAAGUGUGUUUAGCAUCCCCUAUGAGUACUUUUAUUAUUUUGAUGCACUCUGUUUUCAGCGCAAAUUAUCUUAGUGGUCCGCCUUGGGUGAGCGAGAGACGUCAAGGACCAGCUGCUAAAAGCCAAAAAUCGGGAUUGGAUUAAGGUCUAGAAAUUGCGGUGAAUUCAGAGGACCAAGCCAGAAAAUGGCACCUAGACCACCAUUUAUGGAAGUUUUUCAUAUUGGUUUAGAUUCAUGAGGAAUGUGCCAUACUUGGAGGCCAAGCAGAAGUUAAACCUAAAUGACUCGACUAACGUAUUUCAAGCCUACUUUCUUUCCCAUAAAAUAUGAUAGAAGUUAAUGCAUGACUAUGUGUCAGGAGUUUUUGGAAUCUUAUUUCGACUGGUGUUCUUCCAGAAACCUAUCCCCAUGAGUUAAUAGUUCGUCAAUUGUGUAGGUUGUCGAACUCUAGAGGUUCUUUAGACUUUGCAACCUUUGAUUAUUCAAUAAUAUUUGACUUCUCAACCAUCAAAUAACAUUGGGCCGACUUUUAAAUUGCACGGAGCGAGCCAAUAUCUAAAAUCUAAAAAUUUAUGAAUGUGUAUAUUAACUCUGGACCCAGACGAGGACUGGACCGUGGAGGGCGCAAGAAAGACACCCCUAGCUAGAAGAGGACCGGACAACUAGUUUUAUAACCCUGGAGCAUACAUCACUGUUUCGUGUGUCAUGAUUUGCUUUUCGUUCGGUUCGAUUUUAUAUACUAUUCAAUUUUAUCUUCUCUCUGUUAUUUCCCUACCCAAAUUUAGUUCGUGAUCUCAAUCCCUGGGUUUUCCCAAUUCUCUUCUAAUACCUCUUAAUUCUUCUAAUCUCAUUCCCAACUAUCUACUUCCUUCUCUUUCGCCCUAUUUUUUUUCACUCAUCAUCUUCUCAUGACAUGCCCUAUAUUGCAAAGAUCGAAGUUAAUGUUCUGCUACCAUGUAAAAUCGAACAUGCACGAAAAGUAAAUCAAUAGACUAAAUUGUCAAUACCCUAAAUUUAGAAGGACGUCAUAGUUAAAUAGUCUUUAAGUAGGAAAUUGUCGGUCAUGGGUUAUAGAUCAAGUUGAGGACACGAAAAAGGGUGGUAUGAGCUGGGAUUGGGUCCCUAUUUGGAGGAAAAUUAUUAGCAGGGGGAGUUAAUGAGGGACUCAUUUAGCAGCACAAAGAGUUGAUUAGUUGAUAUUUCUUAUCAAAACAUUAGUUGUCAACCUUUUCUGGGAAGAGACACAUUAGAGAUAAUGAACUCUUCUGAUGAAAAAAAGAAAAAGAAAAAAAAAAGAGAAAAAUCGGGUUUUAGCCUUAACUAUGAUGUCGUGUUCUGGUUUCAAAUAAUUAACCAGUUAAUUGGAAUCUUCCAAAUCGUUAUCUUUGCAUAAUUGCACCUUCGCCAUUAAAAACGUAUUUUGUAGUUGCUUUUCUUUUAUCUCUAGAAAAUUCUAGUUCAUCAGGAGGCGAGUAAAGGAUUAGAAUAAAAAAACUAACAAACUUCAGGGUUAGCGGAUGUUAAUUAAUGGGUCAGAUUGGUGUACUGAGUUUACUAUACUCUAGAUAUUUUUAGUGAGAUAUCUCUAUCUAGACCAUGAGUUAAAUCGAGUUUGGGGUAUGAUACUAUACUCUAACCUCGUUGGGCUUUCAUGAUGUUUGUUUCGAAGGGGAUGCUCAGAUUAUCAUUGAUAAAAUUACUCGGCAGGAUGCGAGUGAUAUUCAGAUAGGGGCGACGAAAGGCCAUUUUCUUUGAAUAUUGAAGGCUACAAAUCACGGAUUCGGCUUGAGGCUAUUCUCCAACGAUGAUUGAGUCCAUUAAGCACCGAUUUGGGCGGAUUUAUUCCAGGUCAAUUUUUGCCAGAUUCCAAAGGGGUACCAUCACAGAUUUCGGGCGAUUGAUCCGAAAUGCGAUUUUCUUUCGAUUCUGGAGGCUACAGAUCACGGAAUCAGGUCGAGGCUAUUCUCCACCGAUAAUGAAGUCUAUUGAUCCUAUUCUCCACAGAUGAUAAGUCCGUUAAGCAUCGAUUUGGGCCAAUUUAUUUUCGGAUGGCAUUUUCUUAAUCUCUUGGGCGACGAAAGGCCAUUUUCUUUGGAUAUUGAAGGCUACAGAUCACGGAUUCGGCCUGAGGCUAUUCUCCAACGAUGAUUGAGUCCAUUAAGCACCGAUUUGGGCGAAUUUAUUCCGGGUCAAUUUUUGGAAGAUUCCAAAGGGGUACCAUCACAGAUUUCGGGCGAUUCAUCCGAUAUGCGAUUUUCUUUCGAUUCUGGAGGCUACAGAUCACAGAAUCAGGCAGAGGCUAUUCUCCACCGAUAAUGAAGUCUAUUGAUCCUAUUCUCCACGGAUGAUAAGUCCGUUAAGCAUCGAUUUGGGCCAAUUUAUUUUCGGAUGGCAUUUUCUUAAUUUCUUGGGCGACGAAAGGCCAUUUUCAUUGGAAAUUGAAGGCCACAGAUCACGGAGUCGGCUUGAGGCUAUUCUCCAACGAUGAUUGAGUCCAUUAAGCACCAAUUUGGGCGGAUUUAUUCCGGGUCAAUUUUUGGCAGAUUCCAAAGGGGGUACCAUCACAGAUUUCAGGCGAUUUAUCCGAUAUGCCAUUUUCUUUCGAUUCUGGAGGCUACAGAUCACGGAAUCUGGCCGAGGCUAUUCUCCACAGAUAAUGAAGUCUAUUGAUCCUAUUCUCCGCGGAUGAUAAGUCCGUUAAGCAUCGAUUUGUGCCAAUUUAUUUUCGGAUGGCAUUUUUGAAAUUUCUUGGGCGACGAAAGGUCAUUUUAAUUAGAUAUUGAAUGCUACAGAUCACGGAUUCGGCCUGAGGCUAUUUUCCAACGAUGAUUGAGUCCAUUAAGCACCGAUUUAAUCGGAUUUAUUACGGGUCAAUUUUUGGCAGAUUCCAAAGGGGUAACAUCACAGAUUUCGGGCGAUUUAUCCGAAAUGCCAUUUUCUUUCGAUUCUGGAGGCUACAGAUCACGGAAUCAGGCCGAGGCUAUUUUCCACCGAUAAUGAAGUUUAUUGAUCCUAUUCUCCACUGAUGAUAUGUCCGUUAAGCAUCGAUUUGGGCCAAUUUACUUUCGAAUAGCAUUUUCAUAAUUUCUUGGGCGACGAAAGACCAUUUUCUUUGGAUAUUGAAGGCUACAGAUCACAGAUUCGGCCUGAGGCUAUUCUCCAACGAUGAUUGAGUCCAUUAAGCACCGAUUUGGGCGGAUUUAUUCCGGGUCAAUUUUUGGCAGAUUCCAAAGGGGUACCAUCAAAGAUUUCGGGCAAUUUAUCCGAAAUUCCAUUUUCUUUCGAUUUUGGAGGCUAGAGAUCACGGAAUCAGGCCGAGGCUAUUCUCCACCGAUAAUGAAGUCUAUUGAUCCUAUUAUCCACAGAUGAUAAGUCCGUUAUGCAUCGAUUUGGGCCAAAUUAUUUUUGGAUGGCAUUUUCGUAAUUUCUUGGGCGGCGAAAGGCCAUUUUCAUUGGAUAUUGAAGGCUACAGAUCACGGAUUCGGCCUGAGGCUAUUCUCCAACGAUGAUUGAGUCCAUUAAGCACUGAUUUGGGCGGAUUUAUUCCGGGUCAAUUUUUGGCAGAUUCCAAAGGGGUACCAUCAUAGAUUUCGGUCGAUUUAUCCGAAAUGCCGUUUUCUUUCGAUUCUGGAGGCUACAGAUCACGGAAUCAGGCCGAGGAUAUUCUCCACCGAUAAUGAAGUCUAUUGAUCCUA